CAAUCAAACAUAACAUUAUACUUAGCGGAGGUGUUGUCAAAAACAUUGCUACCGCCAAAACGCAUGGCAGAACCGGAAAAGGGGCAUGUCACCGAUGAGAGGCGUUGGCAAGGCCGCCCCGAUCCCAAUCGCAAUGCACCCAGAACCCGGAUCCGUCGAGAGCAGUCACACCCACCACAAUCACAUCAUAACCGCGAGAAAAGCCAGCGAUGUCUUCGUCGUCCCAUCAAAUCAGAGCGUUCUUCGAAUGUGCCGCAACCUCUGACGGAUACUAUAGUGGCGGGUAAGUACCGCCUGCUGAAUCGCAUUGGAAACGGUUCCUUCGGGGAACUGUACCGCGCCGAAGGCCUCAAAUACGGCGAGCAGGUGGCCAUAAAGCUGGAGCGCGCUUCUGUUAAAUAUCCUAUGCUGCCCCGCGAGGCCAAGAUCUAUGGAAUCUUGCGGGGCGGGGCGGGAAUCCCCCACGUGCGGCACUACGCAACCGAGGGAGUGCAUAAUGUGAUGGUGAUGGACCUGCUGGGUCCCACCCUGGAAGAUCUCCUGAACUUCUGCUCGCGCACCUUCAGCAUGAAGACCACUCUGAUGCUGGCCGACCAGAUCCUGAGCCGCGUGGAGUACCUGCACCGCAAGUGUUUCAUCCACCGCGACAUCAAGCCGGAGAAUUUCCUGAUGGGCCUGGGCCGCCAUCGCACCCAGGUCUUCAUGAUCGACUUCGGGCUGGCCAAGAAGUUCUACAGCCUGCACUCGCAGCAGCACAUCGGCUACAGGGAGAACCGGGAUCUGGUGGGCACGGCCCGAUAUGCCAGUGCGCGGGCCCAUUACGCGGAGCAGGGACGUCGAGAUGACCUGGAGUCCGUGGGCUACCUGCUGCUCUACUUUCAGCGCGGUCGUCUCCCAUGGCAGGGAAUCCGGGCUCAGUCGCAGGUCCAGAAGUACGAGAGGAUAGCCGAGUCCAAGGCGAAUCUGCCACUUCAAACUCUUUGCUCGGGCAUGCCCAUCGAGUUCUACCUGUACUUGAAGUACUGCCGAAACCUGCCCUUCUACCAAAAGCCGGACUAUGUGUAUCUGCAUCAGCUGUUCAAGGUGCUCUUCCGAAACCAGAUGAUGUUGUAUGAUUUCCAGUACGACUGGGUGACUCUGCAGCGGGAAUCGAAGGCUCUGUGCGACAAGCAAAAGGAUGAAAAGGUGAGAGAAAAGCAAACGAAUGGGGACAGGGAUCGAACUCGUCAUGGGAAUGAGUAUCGAACUGAGAACAAGGAUGUGGAACAGGCUCGGAGUUCAGACAGAAAUCGAAAUACAAACAGGGAUAAUGGACUGGAGCAAACUGUAAAAUCAAAUAAGAACCGGGAUCGAAAUAAAGACCGAGGGAAAGGACGUCAUGAAGAGGAUAAACCCCCAAAGAAGGAACGCAAGGCCUGCUCCUGCAGUUAUCACCGGCACAAGAAGCACCAUCGAGAUCGCCAACUGGAGCGGCAAGCCGAGCGAAGGCGGCCUCAUCCGGAGCAGCCGGAGGAGUUCCACCGGGUGCCGCCCUGCCUUUGAUAUUAUUCACCGUUGCAUAUGUUUCUGCGUCUUGUUAAUUAACUGCCGAGCAACUAUAUUUAGCGUGACGUACCCAUUAACCCCUCUCAGAUCCUUUGUUCGUCAAAUCAAUGGCUCGGAUAAUUGGCAAGUUCUGCCUGAGCACAGAGAAGCCAACUGGCAACUUCGCAAACAAUGGGGCGAAACUUUGUGGGGCGUCCUGUACAGAGAAAUCGAUACCCUGGCAUCUCUCAGAUCAUGAAACAUUUUCAAACGUUGCAAUAUACAGACAACAAAUUAUGUGAGAUUAAAAAGUUUUUUUUAAAUACAUAUUUUAACUAAGGGCCCAAUAAUAAACAACACAAAA
Drosophila elegans is the source of this 1888-nucleotide messenger RNA. Its product is annotated as casein kinase I. The transcript has a single exon. Gene Ontology annotation, molecular function: ATP binding; protein serine/threonine kinase activity. NCBI's taxonomy places the organism in Eukaryota, Metazoa, Arthropoda, Insecta, Diptera, Drosophilidae. The coding region runs from base 64 to 1542 and encodes 492 amino acids. The record is from RefSeq and is a predicted model, not a curated record. Gene Ontology annotation, biological process: peptidyl-serine phosphorylation; endocytosis; signal transduction. Gene Ontology annotation, cellular component: nucleus; cytoplasm.